Messenger RNA from Leptinotarsa decemlineata (Colorado potato beetle), 1363 nucleotides. RefSeq names its product V-type proton ATPase subunit S1. Gene Ontology annotation, molecular function: ATPase activator activity. Gene Ontology annotation, cellular component: proton-transporting V-type ATPase complex. NCBI's taxonomy places the organism in Eukaryota, Metazoa, Arthropoda, Insecta, Coleoptera, Chrysomelidae. The record is from RefSeq and is a predicted model, not a curated record.
CAGGUGAGAGCACAGAAUUGUAACCAAUUUGUAUUGUGUUCUGUAGUAUGGGUGUGUUUAACCUUAGGAAUACCGGGAAAAUAUUGAUUUUUAAUUUUUUUUCUCACGAAAAUGUUCGUCGGUCAAUUCAUGUUUCCGAUAUUCUUGUUUAUAUCUUCUUCAAAUGCAGCCGUUUUUAUAUGGAGCAACCGACCAGUACAAAUAUCCCCGUUGCUUCCCUUUACUUCAGAGGAAUUUUCUGAACUAAUAGAAAAAUUUGAAAAUCGUGAAGUUCACAUUUUCAAGAGUCCUACUGCACUACCUGAUACUAUCAAACAUAUCACUGAAGGGUUUUACACGGCGUACAGUCCUAAUGAAGAUUUAACACCAGAUAAUAUAACAGAUCUUUCUGGUAAUGAGGAAUUGGACUUGAGUAAGAUACAAGAAAUUUUGAGUAAUCAUCGACAAAGCGAUUUCAUAUCGAUGAUCUUGAUUCCUGAUAAAGACAGUCGAUUCAAAAGAGAAGUUGAAAAUAUCACAGAUUCAACUGAUUUGGAUAAAACAACUCAAUCUAAAGGAGCUGUAAUAUACAGGGCUCAAAAUGCCAAAACCAAAUUGUAUGCUUUACUUUAUUCAUCACAACCCCUCAUGUUGAGAAGAAAUGAAGCAGCUUCCGAUCUUUACUUGGGAAACACAAAUGAUGACAUGAUUAUUUAUGACAAUAGAUUGAAUGUUAAUAUUCCAAUGAAAAGAGGAAAAAUAACUCUGAGGUUCAGUUUCAUAGAGUUGAAUGGUUACUGGUACAUGCCUUCAGUCAAAAUAGCAGACGACACUGAAACUCAUAGAGAUUAUAAUUUAACCACCGAAGAAGAAAUAAUGGCUUCAAGAAACUUCUCAUAUCACUGUAAUGGAGUUUCGAUAUACUCUGAUUCCAAUGGUACUGAAUUACAUAUCUAUGACUUACAAGUGCAAAUGGAUACUCCUAAUGGCAAGUUUGGGGAUGCUUAUGACUGUGUGCCAUUUAUAACAGCCCCGAUUUGGUCAGGGUUGCUAGUAACUUCACUUUUUGGUUUAGGGUUGAUUGUUGCCCUGACUGCUAUCAUGGAUAUCAAGACAAUGGAUAGGUUCGAUAACUACAAGACAAAAAAUCUUAAUAUCACUGUUUCCGAAUAGAAACAGAUAUGAAUUCAUAUCAAUAUCUCUAUGUUGUGCAGCUUGUACCUUCCCUCUUCAGAACCACUAUUAUUCUACCUUGUCUGUGAUGUAAUUUAUUAUAGAUGCUUAGCAUCAAGCAAAUUUGUAAAUUUUCGUGAACUUAAUUUUUAUUGAAUGUUUUCAUGUUAUUUUUUUCAAUUUUGGACUGAAAUAUAUUACGUUUGCUCUG